This is a messenger RNA of Clupea harengus (Atlantic herring), 4953 nucleotides long. It is a transcript of the gene cyp27b1, whose product is annotated as 25-hydroxyvitamin D-1 alpha hydroxylase, mitochondrial. The transcript has 9 exons. NCBI's taxonomy places the organism in Eukaryota, Metazoa, Chordata, Actinopteri, Clupeiformes, Clupeidae. The coding region runs from base 1853 to 3466 and encodes 537 amino acids. The record is from RefSeq and is a predicted model, not a curated record. Gene Ontology annotation, biological process: cholesterol metabolic process; glucocorticoid biosynthetic process; C21-steroid hormone biosynthetic process. Gene Ontology annotation, cellular component: mitochondrial inner membrane. Gene Ontology annotation, molecular function: iron ion binding; heme binding; monooxygenase activity.
GCUCCCAUUGGCAAAUAAAGCACUCAGCAAAGGGUGGUGCCAAGCAUAGGUUUGGAAAUAUAGUUUAACUAUAGUAUUUGACUACUUCCAUAUUGGACACACUUGAAAUAUAGGAGAAUAAGAGGAUCUGGGUGAAGCUGGAAAAGCAUGUCUGGAAUUGGAAUUGUCUUGAUAGUUAUACUGGGAUCACACGGUGUCUUCUGUCUUCUUUAAAGCUUUUUCUUGGCCUCUGGGAUUUGGUCUGCAUGGCACAAUACAGACGCGUACACUAACACUAACUUGCAGGAAGAAAUGGAAAAAGUUCUGCCAAAUUGCAAAUUAAGUUUUCAGUAUGAACAAUCUGCCUAUUGGAGGUGCACAGUUGAAAAGGGGCUUUGGUAGAAUGACUGUUCCAGUGGGGGGAUCAUUGUGCUAUUCCAGAAUGGAGAAGAGACCGUUGGAGAAUGAUGACCUAUGACAUAUGACCUGUGACCUUGCAUUGGGAGGAGUUCAUGCAUGUGCUGAGCAGUAGCUGGUAGGGGCCUGUCUGAUUAAAAGUCAUUCAGUGUGAGGGCUGCCACACAUACGCAGAAAUUUUAAUUGAAUACGCUUUUUAAAGUGAAGUUACACAGACAUGGGUAUGAAUGUAGUUUUGUGCACCAUUUUAUGACAGCAGUCUUAACACUAUUGUCAGAUUUACUACUGUAUAGACUGGGCUAAAAUAAGAACGUGGGAUAGUCAAUAAAAUAUUAGAUAUCGUAUUAUUAUUAGAUUAGAUAUUAUCUGAUGAUGUUCAGACACUGAAUUAUUUUUUAGUUUUAAUCUUCCUCUAUCCUCGCUUCAACUUUGGACCUCCAUUCCCCCAAGAGCAUCUGUUCACAGCUCACCAAAGUACUUGGUCUUGCCAUUUUCAUGAAACAAACAAAAAGCAGCGAACGAGGACGUUGAAUGAGCCCUCGACCACACAUGAGCAAUGAAAGUGGAAAGCUAGAGUCAAACCAAUUCUCAGUACUGCUGCAAUUACUUCAGUUCGCACACAUGGUAUUUUGGCUACCUGCCAGCUUGACUGGAAUCGGGUCAGGACUUGGUGUGUGUGUGCGCGCGCGCGUGAGCACUUCACAUUGCAUCGAAUCAGCACAACUGUUAUUAGGACGGACUUUUGCAGAAUGUCUGGCAGUGGGUAGCUGCUUUCUACGAAGGCACGUUAACUGAAAUCUUCACAUGGCUUCAAAUACGUCGUGUAAGAGCAAAUAGGCACCCCAUCGUGAAGAAACUUGGCAACUCAUAGCUGGCAAGUCAUUCAACAAAAUCCAUUUUCACGGGUUUCUCUACGGACUCUUGACUCUUUGAAAAUUAAGCAUGUCUGGCAAUGUCGGAUAAUCAGUAUUUAUCGAGUCUGAGAGAUAGACUUUCACAUGUGCAACUCUUUUCAUAUGGUGCAACGAUUUCCUGAUUAUGCAGAAGCUUUCGAAACGUCGCUCAAAGUCAAAGCCACUUGGUGACUGCAGCAUGGUGCCUAGCCAAUCUGUACCAAGAAUAUGAUUGACCGUUUUCCCGAAAUUGCUUGUAUUUAACAGUCAGUGCCUCUUGCCAGGGCAGUCAUAAAACUACAGUUCUACUCCACGUGCGCGCUCAUUUGGGGUUUGCCUGCGUUUUGCAAUCUGAUUGGACACACCCCCCAGAAGACCACGCCCAUCUCCAUCAGUGGGCGGGUUUGGCUGGAGUAUGCGCUACGAUUGGGUGGACACGCAAACGCAACAUCUUUUCGGUGGGUCCAACCUCGGCUUGAGCCUUGCUGUAUAAAAACGGUGCCAGUGCCACUUUAAAAAGAUGACCUCGGUCCUCCACCAACUCAUUUCGACUCAAACAUUCUAUGAGUUUUUUGAGAGCGAUGCUGCAACAAGCUCUCAAAGUGUCCGGAAGGAGCGCAUCUCCUCUCUUCAAAUGGAUGGAACGGUGCCUUGAAGGCAUCGCCGUCGGCUGCGCAAGGCAGAGCGACAAUCAGUUAAGAACGCUGGAAGAGAUGCCUGGACCAUCGGUGUUCAGCUUUGCAUGGGAUCUUUUCGGGAAGCGGGGACUGUCUCGUCUUCACGAAUUACAGCUGGAUGGCCGCAAGCGCUACGGUCCGAUGUGGAAGGCGAGCUUCGGCCCGAUCCUGACGGUGCACAUGGCGGAACCGGAGCUGAUUGAGCAGGUUCUGAGGCAGGAGGGCCAGCACCCCAUGAGAUCGGAUCUGUCCUCCUGGAAGGAUUACCGGAACCUCCGGGGACACGGCUAUGGGCUCCUGACUGCUGAGGGGGAAGAGUGGCAGUCCGUGCGCAGCCUCCUGGGGAAGCACAUGCUCCGGCCUAAAGCUGUGGAGGCCUACGACGGGACCCUGAACGGCGUUGUCACCGACCUCGUCCACAAACUGCGUGCGCGCAAGCAGCAGAACCCACGGGGUGUCAUCAGUGACAUUUCAGCCGAAUUCUACCGCUUCGGUCUCGAGGGUAUUUCCUCGGUGCUAUUUGAGUCCAGGCUGGGCUGCUUGGACCCUCUGGUCCCCGUGGAGACGGAGCGCUUCAUCCAGUCCAUCAACACCAUGUUUGUGAUGACCCUGCUCACCAUGGCGAUGCCCAAGUGGAUGCACCAGCUUUUCCCCAAACCGUGGGACACCUUCUGCCGGUGCUGGGACUACAUGUUCCAGUUCGCCAAGGGGCACAUUGACCAGCGGCUGGAGAAGGAGGCUGAGGCAGUGGCCAAGGGAGAGCAGAUCGAGGGGCGGUACCUGACCUACUUCCUGUCACGAGCCGGCAUGCCGAUGAAGUCUGUCUACAGCAACGUGACGGAGCUUCUCCUGGCUGGAGUGGACACGAUCUCCAGCACUCUAUCCUGGUCCCUGUACGAGCUGUCUGAUCAUGUCAACUCUUCUCUUCCGUUGUCUCAGAUCUCCAGCACUCUGUCCUGGUCCCUGUACGAGCUGUCCCGCCACCCCGACGUCCAGGCGUCCCUGAGAGCGGAGGUCCAGGCCGUGCUGGGGGACAGACUUGUCCCCGGAGCGGCCGACGUGGCCCGCAUGCCUCUGAUGAAGGCGGUGGUGAAGGAGGUGUUGAGGCUCUAUCCUGUCAUUCCAGCUAAUGCAAGGGUCAUCACUGGGAAUGACAUUAAAGUUGGAGGUUACCUCAUCCCCAAAAAUACCCUGAUCACCCUUUGCCAUUUUGCCACAUCCCGGGACCCUGCUCAGUUCCCCGAUCCGGACUCCUUCGUGCCCCAGCGCUGGUUGACCAGAGACGAGGGGCACCAUCCUUACGCCUCCGUGCCCUUCGGGGUUGGCAAGCGCAGCUGUAUUGGCCGUCGCAUCGCAGAGCUUGAGCUGUAUCUGGCUAUUGCACGGAUUGUAACCAACUUUGAAAUCAAGCCCGACCCAGAAGGCGGUGCGGUCCGAGCCAUGACCAGAACGCUGCUGGUGCCGGAGAGCGAGAUCAAUCUGAUGUUCGUAGAUCGCUGAGGCCCGCUCAAGAGAGCGCUGCAGCAUGGCAAAAAACCACCGGGCCAAAGUGGGCCGGAGUGCCUCAGGUUGCCUGGUGCCACGGUCUGCAGGGUAGAUGAGCCCUGGUAGACCUGUUACCAUAGCAACAUGAGCAGGGGGGGGGGGGUGUCCAGAGUGUAAGAUUCCAGUUCCGGAAUGUGCUACACUGUGAGAGACCCCGGCACUAAACCACCUCCUCAGGCCAUGGAGCAAACAGACAGAAACACGCAGGAGAGACUUUACAACAACGCCAUGGCUCCCAACUUCCUGUUUUCCCCUCUCACGUGGAGACUACUUCCUGUUGGUGUGUCGGUAUAGGCUGAUGUAGUCACAGUAGCAGCUGAGUGUGGUGUAGGCAGUGACUGGUUACUCACAAUCUUAGCUGGUAGAUGGAAGCACCCAGGGGGACCCAUUCUCACUACUCUCAGGGAAGAAGCUCUACAGUGGAGCGCCGCACACAGAUGUGCAAUCAAGUCUAUGUGAAGAAACGUGAAGCUCGAAAAGUGCUGUGGUGAAAUGAUGCAUUAAAAAAAAAAAAGAAGAAGAAACAACAUGUAUCAGUGUAGAUGCAAUGGCAUGGCAAUGACUUUGCAGUACUUUGCUUAAUCUCCAUUUUAACUUGUGUAGUUUCUGGUGAACGGGUAAAAAAAAAACUUGACUGGUCGAAGACUUGAAGUGUCCAUCACAUGACCAGAAUGUAAUACUUGAAAAAACAAAUAUCCUUACGUGAUCAAUUUCAGGACUCCUGGCUAUUGGUACACCUGUAACUUAAAAAAAAUAUGAUGGAGUCAGGAGUGGAAUCUGUCUAUAACAUGUAGGGCUGUAAAACUCAAAAGGUGCUUUAAGAAAUCAUUGAUUGCUGUAACAACAUGCGUAUACAGGAUUUUCUUCUGGUGUGCAAUACUCAUACUCAGACAGUAAGUCACGGAACACGGGCAUUGUUAGCUGUACAUAUCAAGGAACAUUCUGAUGAAGAUACAGCCAUAGGUUUGGAUAGUGAAUUGAAAGACGUUCACUAUUUCGGCGCUUGUGCUAUAUUGAUUAUCAACUGGUGCUAAAAUAAACUACAGGUCAUUAAAUGUUUCAUUGUGGUGCUAAUAUGUGAUUUAUCACAGGGAAUUAUUCAGAAACAUCCUACAGAGUGCCACUUAAGGCAUCGUCUUCCCUCAUUUUGUGAACCUAUAGAUUCCAUAGAUUGCCCUUGAAAUGUUUGUAUAAAAUUUAGACCGAAAUGUUUGCAUUAAACUGUGACCACAUAGUAUGAACUUACUUUAUAUUCCUCGUUGAUAACACUUGCAACAAUACACUAUAAGCCUCACAGAUAAAAAACAAACAAACUGCAAAUCAUAUCCCCACAUUGUUUGUAAUGUAUUGUAUCCUGUGUCCCCACAAUACAGUUUGUUAUACAUUGGUAAAGUUAUAUAUUUAUUAUCUUUUGUAACAAUAAUAAAAAAAGAACAAUCACA